Labrus bergylta (ballan wrasse) is the source of this 3203-nucleotide messenger RNA. RefSeq names its product zinc finger, MYND-type containing 19 (gene zmynd19). Lineage: Eukaryota; Metazoa; Chordata; Actinopteri; Labriformes; Labridae. Gene Ontology annotation, cellular component: cytoplasm; synapse; membrane. The record is from RefSeq and is a predicted model, not a curated record.
CAACAGCUCGCUCGGCUGUCCUGCGCCAGCAGCGGUGUGUCACCGAGGUUGGGCUGCUGCCGGAGAGACCCGGAGUCAGGGCAAACCUCAACCCAGUUAAUCCGACCUGGCAUCGCGGCGGGGCUGAGGGGCUGCCCCUGCGAGUUUUAAACCUGAACACCGUUUAGGUUGGACCCUGCGCCCGUUCCUCCUGAUGUCGGACUUCAAGCUCGGGAUCGUGCGGCUCGGCCGUGUGGCCGGGAAGACAAAAUACACACUGAUUGAUGAGCAGGACAUACCACUGGUGGAAAACUACGCCUUUGAGGCACGCAUGGAGGUAGAUGCAGAUGGAAAUGGAGCUAAGAUCUUUGCUUAUGCUUUCGACAUCGGUAAAGGCCGCUGGGCAGGACGGCCACUACACGAGCUUCUCUGGGAGAAGCACAGAGGAGGCAUCGCCCCCAGUUUUCAAGUCAUCCACAUUAACUCUGUAACCGUGGACAACAGGCUAGACAACCUGCGACUGGUGCCUGUGGGCUGGAGCCCCAAACCAGAGGAGAUUUCCAGCAAGCAGAGAGAGCAGUCUCUGUACUGGCUGGCCAUCCAGCAAGUACCUGCUGACCCUGUGGAGGAGCAGUAUCUGGAGCUGAGCCGCACACGCUACUACAACGCUAACGGGGAGCUGGUGGAGGAAGAGGAGUGCUCCUGCACAUACUACGAGUGUCAUUAUCCUCCUUGUUCACUCAUCGAGAGGAGGCUCCGGGAGUUCAACAUCUGCGGCCGCUGCCAGGUGGCGCGCUACUGCGGCUCCCAGUGUCAGCAGAGGGACUGGCCCGCUCACAAGAAGCAGUGUCGCGAGCGCAAGCGGGUGCUGGCCCUGGAGUCGGAGCCCGAGCGAUGAUCUGCCCUCAUCCUCGCCUGGGAGAGAGCAGAGGAGAGGAGAAUGGGGAAGGAGCAGGGUUAGACUUGUGGGAGGGGAGCAGGGAUGAAGUGCGACAUGGGGGAAAACACUGACAAGAGACUAACGACUGAGGACAAUGUUGGUUACUUGAUGGAUUCUGGGGGUAAAUAGAUGGAGGAUUAGGAGUCAAAAAGACAUCUGCCACUUCCCAGAACUGGUAUUUCUCCAUAGCUUGCUUUCACGUGGAUGACGGGGAAAGUUGUGUUUUUUGUUUUUGUUUUUUUUCUCGAGGAGGGAGACCCUCGAGCUCUACUUGCUGCUAUGGUUUUGUAUGUGAGGGGGAAAAGUUGUCUUGUUAAUGAACUGGACAAGCUUCUUUGGACCACAAUACAAACAGUCGUCGUCAUCCACUUUCUUUCCUCCCCCCAGCCUGCUGGCUGCGGUAACGUCUGUGCAACAGUUGGGGGGGUGGGGAGGGAGACCCCAGGGGCUGCAGUACCUGUCGUUCAGCUGGUACAAUGGGACAUGGACCUUUUCACUGUAUCGCUCCCUUUCUGACCUCUCUGCUGCACACGGCUGCUGUCUUCAUGGCCAUCAACACCUUAGCCACCUGUCUGUCUGUCUGUCUGUCGUACCCCCACUAACCCCGCCCCUCACCCCCACACAGCCAACCGCAACACACAUCGGAUUUCACUGAGUGAAUCACGCUACCAGUAUUGAGUGUGUGCGUGUGCGUGUGCGUAUGCUUUAUGCGUGUGUGUGUGUGAUACCAACAUGUACUGAAGGACUUUGACAUGGUCAACAGGGCCGGGUUAUUGUACGUCUUUUCUCUUCCUAAAGGGGCCAUAUGACACCGUUUUAAAUGUUCUACAGAAAUCGUUCCGUUUAAUAUUUUCACAGUUCGAUAAUUAAGUAGCUGCCAAAUUAAGGACUGUAUUUUCUUUCUUUUUUUUUUAGAAGGCUUUGUGACACCUUGAUCAUUUCCUUUUCUAUACAUUUGUUCACGACUAGGUACAACGUUUUAAUGACCUGAAGUAACUGGAUUUAUUACAUUUAAAAAAAACAAAGUGACUUUUCAAAAUUCAAAGGCCUUUUCUGGUGUGAUCUGUACGGAAACAGGCGACUUUCUCACAAACCAUCCUUUCUCACCAUCCAUCAGAAACAAUUGAUCAAAAUGACAAUUCCAUGUUUCUACCAAAGUCUACUAUGACCUGCAGUUUGGCACUCCACUAUCAACUGUUUUCCAUCCCUCCAGUCCGUCUCUACUUUGCUAGUUUUUAACAGACGCCUCUCUUUUCAACUGUAUUUGCACCUGCAGGGUUAUGAUACGUGUGUGUUGGGGCAGGGUUGUGCUCAGUCGUCUGUGUGAGAGUUUGCUCUAAGGGUUAUUUUUUUUUUGGAAAAAAUUCUAUCAAUGGAGCUAUAUUUAUUUAAAACCUUUUGAUUGUGAAAACUGUCUGUUUUUUUUUUUUGUCCUGGUGAUAUUUGAAGGCAAGCGUUAUAAAGGUGGACAAUGUGGGACAUCUUUUUAUGUCCCUUCUUAUCGGGCAGGGUCGAGGAAUGAACACUUAAAACCCGUCACUCGAUUGCCCUUAUUUCUUUUCUUUCUUUCGAUCCUGAAUGCACGAGUGAGUCCUACUCUGUGUUGCCCUUCCAGAUUUUCCAUGAAAACACUGCACACCAUCUUUGUCACUUAAAGAUAUCUUCCAUGUGAGAGACGUCUGGGAGUGUAAAACUUGAAUUCCCCCCCUUUACACACCUUUUUUUUUUUGGUCCAUUUUAUUUUGGAGAAUGGUUUUAUGAACUGAACCAUUUCCUGCGAGAUUUUUUUUUUUUUUCUUUGUCGUGCUUCUCCUAAAUCGCCUGCCUUCCUUGUAUUACCUACAGCACACACCUGCUAAAUGUGUCCUCGUGUGUCUUAGGUGAGGAGUCCAGACACUUGGUUUGCAUGUAAUCCACAGACGUACAUGCUACACGUUGAUUGUUCAUUUUGUAUGUGUUGUAUGUGUGUGUGUGUGUGUGUGUGUGUGUGUGUGUGUGUGUAUGUGUGUGUGAACAGGUUUUCAACACUGCACUAAAAUUUGGCUCCCAGUGUUUGCGUAUUUGUCAUUGAUGGGUUGAAGGGAGGGGGUGUGAUUUGCAAUUUGGAGUGUACAGAUUGUGUCUGAAAUCUUUUUGUUUUGUAAGAUUAUAAAACAUUAAUCACCAUAGAAAUAAAGAGAUACAAUAUGUGAAUGGAAGAACAGUUGAGGUUAACCGACAGUUGCUUUUCCAAUGUUAAAUGAUAAUAAAUAAAAUAAAAAAUAAUGUUUGAGUGUCGGAAAUA